AUGCUCCUCUUACAGACACCCUUCAGUUUCCAAAGAUCGGCACAGCCCUUCUGGGCUGAACAUUAUGCUACGAUCUCCCUUGAUCAAAAUGGCCGGCCUUUUAUCCAGGUCUCCCCAUCCUUACGUGGGCGAGAGCAGCUAAUCUUCUCUCAAGAAGCGGUGGAUCAGUUUACGGCCCUUGCUCGUAAGGAAGUCCAAACGCAAGUACAACCCAGCAAUCAAUAUCAAUGGUACUUGCCUCCGAUUGCGCACUGGGCAGCUUCCAAUGAGGAAGCACAAGUGGGCCCGCCGUCUUUGAGAUGGAGAACCGAGCCGAACAACCAAAGCAGCCAAGCUGGAAAAGACCUGUGCGAGUCACAGCAGAAGAUGGAGCGUUCUGACGCUCGGUCAUCGACUAUGACCAUUCAGGUUGGGGACGAAGAAACCUUACGAAAGUUCUAUAGAAGGGCGUUCGAAAUGAUACAGCAGUUGGAUUGUCGCGAAAUUGCCAAAAUCUGGAUCAUGAAAUUGGAACCACGGAAACAAACAAAUUUUCCGUACAAAGGAUACAAACUUAUUGACGGAAAAAGGACGAAUCUGGGCCCAGAUGCAACAAAGCCCCCAUGGUGGCCUCGCAAAGUUACACAUAAGGAACCUGAUCAUUUACAGAAGGACGAUAGAUUGGAUCUUCUUGUGCACAUCUUGUGCGGGUUCCCGGACACUCACAGAGUGAGAGUGGCAAAGCUUCGGGAGUGGACUAGAGAUAAAAUGCAAGCUUCCAAGAAGCUGAAAAUUAUCGAAGAGAUUUAUCAAGUACGGGAAAAAGAAGAAUCAUUCCUUUGCCAUAAGACCGACGCGAGCGUGCAUAUCAGAAUAUCCCAAGUAGACAUCGGACUUCCGUACCGCAAGGAUAGCUGA
Messenger RNA from Penicillium malachiteum, 897 nucleotides. Its product is annotated as DUF2841 domain-containing protein. The coding region runs from base 1 to 897 and encodes 298 amino acids. NCBI's taxonomy places the organism in Eukaryota, Fungi, Ascomycota, Eurotiomycetes, Eurotiales, Aspergillaceae. The transcript is spliced from 4 exons. The record is from RefSeq and is a predicted model, not a curated record.